Messenger RNA from Ilyonectria robusta, 915 nucleotides. RefSeq names its product short chain dehydrogenase reductase. The transcript has 7 exons. Bases 1 to 915 code for a protein of 304 amino acids. Gene Ontology annotation, molecular function: oxidoreductase activity. The record is from RefSeq and is a predicted model, not a curated record. NCBI's taxonomy places the organism in Eukaryota, Fungi, Ascomycota, Sordariomycetes, Hypocreales, Nectriaceae.
AUGUCAAUCCCCGAAUAUCAGGAUAACGGUCCCAUAAAGGCCACCAGCGACAUAAACCUCCAUAAACUGACAGGAAAAUCAGUCAUAAUUACUGGAGGGGCCAGCGGACUCGGCAAGGCUUACGCAACGGCCUUUGCUAACGCAGGUGCCUUUGUUACGAUUGGUGACUUUGAUGAGAUUGCCGGAAAGGCGACUGAGAAGGAGCUUUCGCCCAACGCGAAAUUUGUCAAAUGCGAUGUUCGUGAUUGGGAUCAACAGGUCGCAGUUUUUGAUGCUGCGCUUGCGAAUUCUCCCCAUAAAAGUAUCGACGUUGUUAUCGCCAACGCUGGCGUUGUUGGCGCUGAUGAUCUGAACAAUCUUGACGAUCCUUCGCAACCACCGGUCAAGCCAAACCUCAGAAUAGUCGAGAUCAAUCUUAUCGGUACCGCAUAUACCGCUAAGCUUGCACUGCAUUUCUUCCGGCGUCAGCCACAGGAUUCAUCGCGAGAUCGAUGUUUGAUCAUCAAGGGCAGUGUUGCAGCUUAUGCUGAUCAGCCUGGAUCGCCCCAGUACAACAUAUCGAAGUGGGGAGCUCGCGGGCUGUUUCGGAAUCUUCGGCGGACUGCUUGGAGAGAAGGGAUUAGAGUCAACUUUGUGGCUCCGUGGUAUGUGCGUACGCCGAUUCUUUCAGACAAAGUCAUCCAAUAUCUUGAGUCGAAAGGGGUCAAUUUCGCAACAGUUGACGACUGUGCGAGAGCCAUGGUAGAUAUUGCGUCUGACAAGGAUAUCAACGGUCGCGCCUUGGGCAUAGUACCGCGAGAGGAGGCUUCCGAAGGCUACAUGGAUCUCCAGCACGACGAUUACCAAGAUGGCGACUUUUUGAAGGGAUGGCAGGAAAUCGUUCUGGCCACAGCAGAAUCCAUUGUGACCAUCUAG